Ctenopharyngodon idella (grass carp) is the source of this 579-nucleotide messenger RNA. RefSeq names its product family with sequence similarity 166 member C (gene cimip2c). Lineage: Eukaryota; Metazoa; Chordata; Actinopteri; Cypriniformes; Xenocyprididae. The record is from RefSeq and is a predicted model, not a curated record.
UAGAUUUUAUAUAUUCUUGAUCAUUUAGAAUCAAAAACUGACUUAAUAAAAACACAAAAUGCUACACUGAGAAAAUGGUUGCCAGGCAACCAUUUGUUGUCUUAUCUGUGGUGUAGGUCAGACGCAGUGCUGAACUUCAGCAGCUUAUGAUCGGAUGAUAUUCGUAGUAUCCUUGCCUAUUCAGCCAUGACUUUCAGAGGAAAUGGGACUCUCAUAACGCGUAACAACACAGCCUACAUCCCACCGUCUCUGAUGCCCGGGUACUGUGGACACAUUCCUACUACAAAAUUCCUGUAUGGGGAGACUUUUGGCAAUUCAUCCCUAAAGUACUUCCAAAAUAUCCGAUCUGCCGAAAUGGCCUCCAGCAAAAGCCUUUCCAAUAAGGGUGGUGUGCCCCUGAGCUCCCAUACGCAAGACAGUAUCUUACCCUACUGGGUCCGGUACAACAUUGACUUCAAAAGGCAGAAGGAGAUCAAGGACUUCAACAUGUUGUCACAGAAGCACAGGGAAAAUUACAAAGAUAAGACUGGCACUGUGCAACCUGUCAAUUACUUUGUCACAGUAAAAGAGGCUGAGAAG